AUGCCUGCUGGACGUCCUCCCAAGCGGCCAGGCGAUGAUGGCACGGCUUCGCCUUCGGAUAGUCCGUCUGGAACCGGAAAACAAAAGGCCGCUAGGGUGGGGAGAGGGAGGGGAGACUUCUCCUCGGUCGUCAAGAACAAGCUAUCUUCCUAUUCACGAACAGGACAGGCUUGUGACCGCUGCAAGGUUCGCAAGAUUCGGUGCGAUGCGCUCCCGGACGGAUGCACGAAUUGCACCCAGUUGAAUCUGGAAUGCUAUGUCACCGACAGGGUAACCGGCAGGACGGAGCGACGUGGCUAUCUCCAACAGCUGGAGCGAGAGAAGACGAGCAUGCUCACCCAUAUACGAGACCUCGAGAAGCUACUUGAAGGCAAAGGGGUCCAGGUCCGACCAUGGCAGCCCUCCUCUACCCAGGUAUCAGAGACACCUCUUGACUUGGAGGCGGAGUCGGCUUCUAAAAGUCUGUGGACACAGUCUGGGUCGUCGUGGACCAGUGACGCCAACGAUCAUGCCCGAUCAUCGAAUAAUAGCCCGCGUCCGAGCCAUCAUUUUUCAUUACCAAUACAUGGCAUGAGCACAAGCACGAGCACAAGCACGAUGGCGCCCAUCGGUAGGCAUCUGGGUGUUGCAAAGGACAUCGCACCUCUCAGCAGCAUUGACGGCACACAACUGUCCAUCCUCGGCACCAGGAUCGACAUCACCUCCUUCGGCGCCCCUGAUAUGGACGGGCCUCCUGCUGGUAUAUCCAAUGCGGCGCCUUUAUACAACAAAUCCCUCCAGUCCUUUUGCAAUUCCAUUGCCAAAGUCAACCCGUCCAGGGACGCACCACUGCCUUCUCGAUACGACGCCUUUAGAUUCUCCGACUUCUUUUUUAUAACGACAGCACCUUUCGUACCGGUGCUCCACAAACCUACGUAUAUGAAGUUGCUGUCUCGAAUAUACGACGAUCCAGACUUCACGCCAACAAAGGCGGAGCUCGUCAUCGUCCACAUGGUCCUCGCCAUUAUGUACUGGCAAUCUGCCUGUCGGAAUGGCGAGGACCCAGAUAGGAGGGCCGAGCUAAACAACCUCUCCAACAUCCACUACCACUGGAGUGUCGACAAGACGUGGGACCUUGCAGGAGAGAUGUCGCUGGCGGCAGCACAAGCCCUCGUCCUUAUGGCAACACACUGCCGCAGCUUCCCGAAACCUGGACCGGCCUAUCUCAUCGCCUCGCUAGCAUGGAACAGGGUGAUCGAGUCCAACAUGCACCGGGCGUACCUGGGCGGGCACGAGCUGACCACCUUUGAGAACGAGAUGCGGAAACGCAUCUUUUGGUCGCUCUUCGGGGUGGUAGUUUCGCUGUUUGGACGGCUGGGCAAGCCCAUGCCCAUCCGGGCCGAGGAUAUCGAUGUGGGCUUCCCCAUUGCCAUUCCUGACGAGUGCCUGACAGAUGAAGGCGGCAUCACCGACCCGGCGAGGAUCGGCGAGAGCGACUGCAUCCCCGCCCUCACCAGCUUCAGGCUGUCGUUUCUCUUCAUGGACAUGUGGAACAGUGUGUAUUCUGCGCGGCAGAGCCCCGACAGAUACGCCCACGAGCUGCGGCGGGUCGAGCAAGACUUUUGGGCCUUCCACAGGGAUCUGCGCGACCAGCUGAGGCCAGACAGGCCCGCGGCAGAGCUCUCCGUGCACGCCAAGUAUCUCGACUGUGCAUGCUACGAGUUUCUGCUCUGCCUCCGCCACCCUUCUCACUGCGCCACGAGCGACCCUGCAAUCGUUGCCGAGAACCACGAGGUCUGCGAGAUUUACUCGAGAAAGCUGUUGAGUACGGCCAGCGAGCUGGCCAGGCACAAGGCUCUGGACACUACCUGGUACCAGAUGACGGUGUACGUGGCUGCUAUCUUCACCCUGCUGGCCUCGUUGUGGAACAGGCGCACGGAGACGACCCCUGCAGACCUGGACGACCUGAAGGAGUAUAUGGACAUGGGUCUCUUUGUCGUGAAGGCGAUCCUGAAAUAUAUUGCCUCCGACGCACAGGUUCUGGACCAGAUCACAUCAGUCAUCGACCGCACAAUAGCAAGCAUCGAGCAAGAAAUGGGC
Cryphonectria parasitica EP155 is the source of this 2079-nucleotide messenger RNA. RefSeq lists its product as uncharacterized. NCBI's taxonomy places the organism in Eukaryota, Fungi, Ascomycota, Sordariomycetes, Diaporthales, Cryphonectriaceae. The annotation marks the transcript as partial. Gene Ontology annotation, molecular function: zinc ion binding; DNA-binding transcription factor activity, RNA polymerase II-specific; DNA binding. The transcript has 4 exons. The record is from RefSeq and is a predicted model, not a curated record. Gene Ontology annotation, biological process: DNA-templated transcription; regulation of DNA-templated transcription.